ACGUGCGGUGAUUGUAGUCGGCGAGCACACCGCUCACCGCUCGAUCUGCUGGGGAAAAAAAGAGGAAAAUAAAACAUAUUCAACAUUACUAGGAAAUCAUAUUUCUGAAAAAAGUUUAAAAAAAAAAAACAACAACAAAAAAAGGAAUAACUAAAAAAUAUUUGAAUAAAAAUGUCGGGCGAUGUGCAGCCGCGUAAGCGUAAGGAUAAACGCCGAAAACGCGAUGAUCGCAAAUCCGAUGGCGAUGUGAAUGUUCUAAGGCAAUCAAGUUUUCAAGAUGACGACGAAUCUUCUCAUGGCGUUCAUAUAACAAAGAUGGGAAAUGAGGAUGUACAUUUGCACGUGCAUAGCGAACACGGCACUGGAGGUCAUUGGUGUGCCAAGAUCAUAUUCUUCUCUCUGAUGGCGAUUCUGUUGGGUCUGGUUGGUCUGAUCAUAUUGGAGAAUCGUGGUCACGAGGAUUUGGACACUCCCUUGUCAGAGUCUCGUUUUUCCAAUUAUUUUGAUGGCUGGGUUGAUGAGCAUAGAGUGGAGCAUGAUGCACAUGAGCCUGGAGGUCAUGCCAUAGAUGAGCAUGACGAUCACGAUGAGCACGAUGAGGCAGAUGAGCAUGAUGAAGAAGAUGAGGAACAUGCAGAAGAAGAUGAGGAAGAAGAAGAAGAAGAGGAAGAGGAAGAAGAGGAGCAGGAGGAAGAGGCUGAUGAGGAUGAAGAUCAUGCUGGAGAAAAUAUAACUGCUGAAGAUGAUGAAGAAGCCGACGAAGAAGAAGAAAUCACAGCAGAAGCCACCACAGAAGCCACUGCAGAAGCUGAUGAGGAAGAUGAAGAGGAACAGGAUGAAGAUGAGGGAGCUCAAGAGGAAAUUGAUGAAUCCAUAGAACCUCCAAAAUCUCAAUCAAGAGUUCAGAGUCAACCUGAUUUAGAGGAUGAAUUUGAAGAGGAACGAGAGGAUAAUGAUGACGAUGAUCAAUUGGAAGAGGAUCAGGAGGAAAAUGACGAAGAUGUGGACGAACAAGCGACAGAGGAACUUCAGGAUAAUGACGAUGAUGACAAUGAUCAAGUUGAAGAGGAUAAGCAAUCAGACGCCGUCAACGAUGAUGAAGACAAUGACGAUGAAGAUCAAUUUGAAGAAGAGCAUGAUAAGAAAACUGAAAAUGAUGAUGAUGAUGAUGAGGAUCAAUUAGAAGAGGAUGGUGAUGAUGACGAUGAUGAUUUUGAUUCUCUAGAUCAAUUCAUUGAAAAUGAUGAAGAAGAAUUGCAAAGACAGGAGAAGGAGAGAGAACCUAAGGCCAGUCAGGCUAAAGACAACGAUGACAAUGAUAACGAUGAAAAGCAGACAGAAGAAGAGCCCACAUCGUGGCUAGCAUCAGUUGCUGUUAAAUUUGGUGUUGGCAUUGCCCUAGCCUUAGUUUCUCGAUUUGUAUUACUCAGGAAAAAUCCGAAUACAACGGAGGAUGAGGAGCUCUCACCGGAGAUCAGUAUGCGACGACGAUUGACCAUAGCCACAGCCGAGGAUCAAAUACCAGAUGAUGUGGAAGAAUUACCCCCACUUGAUGACGAUGAUAUUGAAUACUCCGAAGAGGAAAUCGAAAUCGAAGAAGAAAUCGAAGUGGAGGUCAGUGAUUUGGAUGAGCCUGAACCGGAGAGCGAAUCGAAUGUAGCCAUGUCGGCUAGUUAUAUGCCAGAAACAUUUGAGCAACUGAGUGCCAUGUAUCGAGGAGGUAAAUCUAAGGAAACGAAAACGCUGGAAAAGAAAAAUGUACCAGAAGAACCUAAACAAGUUCCGGUACCAAAACCAGUACCAGUACCAGAAAAAGUAACCGAACCCGAACCCGAAACCGAACCCGAGGCCACACCAUCCUCCAAUAUCUAUGUGGAAUAUGAAGAUUACGAAAAUUAUUUAAAUGACGAUGACGAUGACAUCAAUGAUGAUGAUGAUGACGGUGAAGAUAUGGAUGAAAGUGAUGAGAUAUCAGAUGAAGUUUCGGAUGUUGAUGAUGCUGAUUUAAUGAGUAGAUUGGAAGCCAAAUAUGGUAGAUUACCAGCCAAGGAGUAUGAAAGCGAUCCAGAUUCCGAUGAUCCCAGCUGGACACAAAUAAAACCCAAAGAGCCUAAAACGGAGACUAAACCGAAAUUAGAAACCGAUGAUCUAUUUGAGGAAGAGCUACGUAAGGCAAAUGCCGAAAUGAUACGAGAGAAUCAUGAUCAAGCCUUGCUCGCCCUUAACACCAUCACACAAAAAUAUCCACACGAGCCGGCUGGACAUUUGCUCCGUGCCCAACAUUUGGAUCACUUGGCCGAAUUGAGACAUAGCAAUCAAUUGCUUGGCGAGGCCAUAGACUCCUAUAAACGUUAUUUGGCCUUUGCUGAACUAAUCACAAACGAUUGGGAAUACCGUGAAGCCGGUAAACGUUGCAUUGAACGUUUGAGAUUUAUGGGCCAGCAAUAUCAGACUGUCGUUAUAAAUGAGCAACUUAUAGAGCGUUUUCCCACGGAUCCUAAGCUGAGAAAUGAACUAUCUUUGACGCAUCUUUGGGAUAAUAACUUAAGACAAUUGAAAAAGGUGGCAAAGGAUACCUUGGCUCUCUGGCCCAACAAUGCGGUGGCCCAAUUGCAUUUUGGUUUGGCCCUCAAGCAACUGGAUAACAAUUAUGUCCAAGCUUUGCCGUACUUACAAUAUGCCAUCAAUUCUCAAGAAGAGGGCACUCAAGAGGCCUUUUUUUAUCAGUCUCUCGGUGAGACUUUACAGCGUUUGGGUAAAAAUUCAGAGGCACGAGAAGUCUACAAAAGAGGAGCUUUUAACAAUUUCUUCAUCAGUCCAUGGCAAAGGUCUUUUUACAACGAGCCUCAUCUGCGAGCACAACCUUUUUGGCAGCCCUCCGAGACUGGUUACGAGUCGGAGUUAAAAAAAAUUCAAGAGAAUUGGAUGGGCAUACGUGAUGAAGCAUUGGCUCUUAUCGGACAGCAGGGAAACUUUGCAGAUGAGACGGAACAGCUGCGUGACACAGGAAAUUGGCAGCAAUUUGAAUUAUUUGCUCAGGGAAAACGUUUGCAUAGAAAUUGCCAGAGAGCUCCCAUGACUUGCAGACUCUUGGAUGAAUUUGAGUCCUCAAGUCGUUGCCGUCGUGGACAGGUGAAAUUUAGUGCCCUGCAAGGACAAACACAUAUCUGGCCCCAUUGUGGACCCACCAAUUGUCGCCUGAGGGCUCAUCUCACACUCAAGUCACCUGAACCACAUCUAACCAGCCUGAGAGUGGGCGAGGAGAUAAGAACCUGGCAGGAAGGUGAAAUAUUUAUUUUCGAUGACAGUUUUGAGCACGAAGUCUGGCAUAAUGGUACUCAGUUGCGUUUGGUUCUCAUCUUUGACAUCUGGCAUCCAGAUCUAACUGUCCAGCAGCUUCAAAGACUUACGGCAAUUUGAUGGAAAUCGGCCACAAUUAAUUAAGGAUGUGAUGUAACUUCUGGUUCUUGGUUCCUCAUAGUUUGUUAUUUUUUUUUUUAGCAUAAUUUAAAGCAAUAGCUAGAAAAUUGUAUCUUAUCUCUUACUUGAUAAGUUUCUUUAACAAAUAAGCAAACGAUGCGUGUCUUUUAGUAUUAGAAGAAAAUGUAGUUCUCAUCUUAAUGUUUAAGUCUCUGGUGGCAGCUUUUCUUCUUGCAGAAGCAGCAGCUCUUUUUUAGAAUUUGGUAAAACAAAACUUGAAAACAACUUA
This is a messenger RNA of Drosophila willistoni, 3709 nucleotides long. RefSeq names its product aspartyl/asparaginyl beta-hydroxylase (gene Asph). Lineage: Eukaryota; Metazoa; Arthropoda; Insecta; Diptera; Drosophilidae. The transcript is spliced from 19 exons. Gene Ontology annotation, molecular function: protein binding; peptidyl-aspartic acid 3-dioxygenase activity. Bases 172 to 3420 code for a protein of 1082 amino acids. Gene Ontology annotation, cellular component: endoplasmic reticulum. The record is from RefSeq and is a predicted model, not a curated record. Gene Ontology annotation, biological process: peptidyl-aspartic acid hydroxylation.